AUGAACGAGCAUUCUUCCACAUAUCUACCCUCUAACGUCCUCGACGCUAUCCGCAACACUCAUCCCAUAUCUACGUACACGUUCGUAGUCGGAGGCACAGACAUUCGACGAGCUACUGAAGCGAAAUACGCCACAGUAGAGAUGCAACCGCUGGGACGAUUAAUAAGUGUCGUAUAUCUUGUAAGUUAUAUAGUGACAUCAGCAGGAAAAACAGAUCUUUGA
Molecule: messenger RNA, 222 nt
Organism: Brugia malayi
Lineage: Eukaryota; Metazoa; Nematoda; Chromadorea; Rhabditida; Onchocercidae
Exons: 1
Coding region: 1-222 (73 amino acids)
Source: RefSeq, a predicted model, not a curated record